AUGAAACUGUCAAGUUUAUUCAUCACUGGUAGUUUUUUAACUUCAUUAACUUUUGGUAUACCAUUAUAUGAUUUAGGAAAAACUUUAGAAACAACAAGUUAUUCACCAGAUGAAACUUUUUUAAUUAAUGAAUUUUCAAAUCAAUUAACUCAAAUUGAUCAAUUUAAUUCAACAAAUUCAACAAAAUGUGAAAAAUGUAUCAAGAGAUUAAAUCUAGGUAAAUCAAUUGCUUUAACAAGACCAAAUUUAAUUUAUCCAAUUUUUACCAAAUGGUGUAUUGAUAAUGAGAUUUUAAAAGAUUCAACAACUUGUAAAUUAACUUAUGGAAGAAAUACAGUUCAUAAUGCAUCAGAAGGUACAAAUUUUGCAAAUUUAUUAACUUUAAUGGAUCCAAAUUCUUAUGAUGGUCAAUUAUUUUGUCAUUAUCAACAAGAUAAAAAAUGUCCAUUACCUAAAACUCCAGAAAUUGAUAUGUCAUCAUAUUGGCCUGAAAAACAAUCAAAACAUUUUAAAGCACCUGAACCAUCAAAUGAAACUUAUAAUGUUUUACAUAUUUCAGAUUUCCAUAUUGAAUUAGAUUAUCAAAUUGGUACCGAGGGUAAUUGUACUCAAAAUAUGUGUUGUACAACUCAUAAUGAUAAUAAAGAUAUUAAACCUGAAGGUUGGAGCUAUACAAUGAAUUUAACUGAAUCACAAGCAAAUAAUUUAUCAUUUACACCGGCUUGGUAUGACUCAAAUGGAGAUUUACAAUAUGAUGAACCAAUUGAUGUUUUUUCUAAUGAUUCUAUAUGGCAACCUGCAUCUACAUGGGGUCAAUAUAAAUGUGAUUCACCAGAAGUUUUAAUUAAUAGUUCAUUAAAAUCAAUUGCAAAAUAUCAAAAUAAAUUAGGUUUAGAUUUUAAAUUCUCAAUCUUUACAGGUGAUUUAGUUGAUCAUGAUGAAGAUAAUCAUUUAAAUUAUGAAAAAAAUAUUAAAUCUGAAGAAAUUAUAUUUAGAGAUAUUAAGAGUACUUUAAAAGAUAUUCCAGUUUAUCCUGUCUUGGGUAAUCAUGAUACUUUCCCUUAUGCACAAAUGGCACAAGAAAAAUCAGGUUUUGCAAAUUUAUUCAAUUGGAAUGCUGAAUUAAUGGGUGAUUUAUGGGAAGACUAUAAUUGGAUUAAUUCAUCAACUGCUAGAUAUGUUAGAAAACAUUAUUCAGGUUUUGCAGUGGAAACUUCAACAAAUUUAAAAGUUAUUGCAUUAAAUUCAAAUGCUUAUUAUGCAUCAAAUUUAUAUAAUUAUUGGAAUGCAACUGAUAUUGAUUCAUUUGGUCAAUUCCAAUUUUUAAUUGAUGAAUUAAUUGAAUCUGAAUCAAAAGAUCAAAGAGUUUGGAUUAUUGCACAUAUUCCAUUCAUUCAAGAAGCUUUACCAAUUCCAGCUGAAGUUUUCCAACAAAUUUUAAAAAGAUUUUCUCCAUAUACAAUUGCAGGUAUUUUUUUUGGUCAUACCCAUGAAGAUCAAUUCAAUAUUUUGUAUGAUGGUGAAGUUACAAAUAAAACUGAAGAUAAUGCAGUUAAUAUUGCAUGGAUUUCACAAGCUGUUACACCAUUAUUUCAAAAUAAUCCAUCAUGGAGAUAUUAUACAAUUGAUUCCAAGACUCAUAGUGUUAUGAAUUCAUAUAAUUAUUAUUUUAAAUUAAAUGAAACUUGGUAUGAAGGCUCAUCAGAACCAAAUUGGGAAUUUGAGUAUAGUGCUAGAGAAGCUUAUUCAAAUGUUGUACCAAAUUGGCCAGACUCAUCACCAUUAAAUGCUACAUUUUGGCAUAAAGUUGCACAUGCAAUUCAUGAAUCAGAUGAAGUUGCACAAACUUAUAAUAAUUAUAAAAGAAGAUUUAGUCCAUUUGUGGAACAAUGUAUUGGUACUAAUGAUUGUGAUGGUAGUUUUUGUUUCUUGUCAAGUUUUACAUUAAAAGAUUAUGAAGCUUGUAUGAAGGCAUUUGAUGAACCAAAAUUUCAAUAG
Hansenula ciferrii is the source of this 1998-nucleotide messenger RNA. It is a transcript of the gene SMP2, whose product is annotated as sphingomyelin phosphodiesterase. The transcript has a single exon. Gene Ontology annotation, molecular function: hydrolase activity. The coding region runs from base 1 to 1998 and encodes 665 amino acids. The record is from RefSeq and is a predicted model, not a curated record. Lineage: Eukaryota; Fungi; Ascomycota; Saccharomycetes; Phaffomycetales; Wickerhamomycetaceae.